GAAGCAACAGGUAGAACAAGUCCUGUGUGACCCCGCCCUGACUGCAUUUCAGGGCAGGUGCUGCCACAAUGUGAUAAAGUUUACAGCACGACAGCAAGGACUAAGAGUAUUCGACAGGUUGAGAAGUGAUGUCUUCAGGGCUGGCUGCGCUGUGUCUCCUGCUCCUGCACACCAGAGCUCAGGGCUUUGGGAUCCUGCCAGGAGACUCUCUGAAUCACCUGGAAAUUACCGAGAGAGCCAUUUUAAAUGUCACUGUGCAGGUGUGCCGUGCUCUGGCCCAAGCUGAGGGGACGGACUUCACUCUUCCUGCGCAGCCUUUCACUGCAGAGGCCGUUGCUGUAGCCUGCGGAGCGCCGAAAUCAGCCAAGAGUUUCCGCCAAGCCAUUACGUUCAUCACACUGAGGAACAUACGGGUGGACAUCCGUUAUGCCCUGAAUGCGAGCUUCCACUUUGAUGAAGAAAUGUUUGUUCAAGGAAGGAACAUCAUCACUGAGGGAAUACUGGCUAUCAAAGCGAGCAACAAGCAGGAAAACUUUGAGGCGGCGAGGCAGAAACUGGGAGAGGUUUGUCAUCCUCUACAGGAUUUCUACAGUCAUAGUAACUGGGUGGAGCUGGGUAAAAAACUCCCAAACUCCAAUCUGCUCAGAUCAGACACCAGCAUUGGUAACAUAGCAGAUGAGGGCAGGGCGACGUGUCGCAGCUGUGAUGGAGACGACUGCAGGAACAACAUCUUGGAGGACAUCAUCGAGGGCGAGGUCCUGACCUCCGGAUAUUUUGGUGUUGUGCCUUUAGUCUCAACCAAACCAAAAGGAAAAUGCAGUCACGGAGGAGCAGUUGAUCAAACAAGUACCAUCGACCCUAAAGGCGGCAUCAACAAAGACACUUUGGAUGCCAGCCAUGGAUAUCUCCACACUGACGCUGCAAAUUUGGCGAUAGCUGCGACCAGUGAGCUGCUAGAGGACAUUCGAGGGGCUGCUGGUGACAGACCAUUCCUACAGAUGAUGGGAAUCUCCAAAGGAUCCAGCAAAGCUCUUUGUUUCGUCAUCGACACCACCAAAAGCAUGAGUGACGACAUUGCAACGGUGGCCAACGUCACGUCCAUUAUCAUCAACAGUGAAGUGGGAACAGAGAACGAACCUGCACUUUACAUUCUUGUACCUUUCAAUGAUCCAGAUUUUGGGCCACUGAUAAAGACAACAGACCCAAAAGUCUUCAAGACUGUGAUUAAUUCACUGUCGGCAUCUGGAGGAGGAGAUGAGGAGGAACUGAGUCUUUCAGGGCUUCAGCUGGCUUUAACCAGUGCUCCUUCAAACUCGGAGAUCUUCCUCUUCACGGAUGCAGGUGCUAAAGACAAAUACCUGAAAAGCACAGUGAUAGCACUCAUAGAACGGACUCAAACAGUGGUGAACUUCAUGAUUUCGAUGUUGCCCAGUCGUAGGAGACGGAGGGAUGACAGUCAGCAACAACACAGCAGGAUAAAGGAAUCCGAUGCUCAGCUGUACAGAGACCUGGCUCAGGCCUCAGGGGGCCAGGCCAUUGAAGUCACCAAGAGUGAGCUCCCCGUGGCCAUCAGCAUCAUAACAGAGUCCUCCAGCUCCUCUCUGGUGACCCUUCUGCAGGCAGCCAGGAGUCCCGGAAAAACAGAUAGUUUCAGCUUCAUCGUUGAUGAAACAGUAAUAAACCUUACAGUUUACAUCACUGGGCGCUCCCUCACUUUCACUCUUACCAGCCCGUCAGGUGCAACUCAGCAAAGCAACGACACAACCGGAUCAUUGAUCACUGCAUCCCAGUCAGUGGGAAACUUCAUUACUCUGCGACUAAAAAUAGAAGUUGGACAAUGGGAAAUGAAAAUGGUGUCAAAUAAUUCCUACACGCUGAAGGUCAUAGGUCAGAGUCCUAUUGACUUCCUCUUUGACUUUGUGGAGAUAUCGCAAGGCCCCUUCAAGGGAUUUGAUGCUCUUGACACACGUCCCAGAGCUGGUGUGAACGGCAGCUUGUUGGUGACUUUAACGGGGACUGACUCCGGCACGGUGACAGAAGUCGCUCUGGUUGAAUCUUCGGGGUCAGAGGAGGUAAAAGGUGUUGUGGAGUCACAGGGGGGCGGGAACUUCUUAGUUCAGGUUGACAGGAUACCACCAGUGGUGUUCGUGGUGCGGCUGAAGGGGCAGGUUGACGGUGGUACCUCCAAAGCUUCGAUAAUCUUCCAAAGGCAGUCAUCCACCAACUUCAGACCCUCCAAUCUGACUAUUACUGCUGAUUCAAACAGCAUCUUGAUACCAGGAAAACCAUUCACUGUGUCCUUCUCUGUGAUGACCGAUGGAACAGGGGGAAACUUUACCAUCCGAGCCACCAACAACAGAGGUUUUAGCUCAGUAUUUCCAACCAGUUUAUCCGUGGAAGCUGGAAAUAGUACUAAUGGUACAGUGACCCUCUCAGCUCCUCUUAACACCCCAUCGGGUACUGACGUCACCCUGACAAUUGAGGCCGAAGCUCCUGGGGGCAAAGACACAAACUAUGUCGUGCUGCGUUUCUCCAUCAUUAACACGGUGACUGACUUCACUCAGCCAGUGUGUCAGCUGCUCAGCCUGCAGUCCAACUGCUCUGCAAACUGCAGCUUGUUUAUGUGGGAGCUGUCUGUUCAGGUGAGUGAUGGUGUUGAAGGGACGGGCGUCGACCGUGUUAGCCUCAAACUAGGCAACGGGACCAUGAACACCAGCCUGGCCGCUGGCAAUGAGAACAUAACGCUUGUGUCCUACAGCGCGUCCUGCUGUUCCCCUGAUAUGGAGCUGCUGGUUGUGGAUCGGGUGGGUAAUGUAGGCACCUGUUUCUACACUCUCCGGGAAAAGCCACCAGCUCCUUUCUCUUUCUCCACCAAAGUCACGCAAUCACCCCUUCUUUGCCUGAGCAUAACGGUGUUAGGGCUCCUUUUCCUGACAGAACUGGGCAUCCAGUGACCUCAUGUCGAAGUUGUACAUCUUUAAAGCUGCAUUAAUCUACACAUACUUAUAUACAAACAUACAUAUAAGUACACACAUUCAGUAAAUAUAUAUCAUUGAAUUGGCUAUGUGAACAGUGAAUCCAACUCGAGUUGAAUUAUUUUCAAAUGUAACUUGUCCUGCUGUUUAAAUAUUUAAAUAUUUUCCCGUAAAUCUGGAACAAAAAGUAUUUUUCUUUAAAAAAAACCAAACAACCCCCCCCCCAAAAAAAAAAAACAAAAAAAACCCCAACUUUGCUGGUAUGCAUAACUGCCAAUUUGAUGCGUUUGCUCCAUUCCCCUCCAGUACAGCAGGUGCCAGUAUGUAGAACAUUAGCUGUAACAUCUCGUGACAAAUGUCAUCUAUGAAUAAAACGAGUAGAAAAAGAUUGAUGAACGUGAGAGGGACGAAGUACCUGCCACACACUGAAAGCAUCAUAUAAAAUUGGAGGAGACUUACCUGUACUUCAUGAAGAGCAACACCAGUCAAAAAAACAUGCCCCUGCAAAAUCACCACUGAGGCAUAAAGUGUAAGUGAUGUGUAUAAAUCAUUCAAGUAAUACAUAGACUAAGCGCUUAAUUUAGCUACCGUUUUGUCUUUUUAUUUAUAUAAUGCAGGGAUGUUCACAGCAUUUCAUUUUCAACCAGGUGUCUGUUUCUGACCACCUAAUUAUAGUCACUUACUUAAUGUUGGAACUAGUUAACCCAAUCCGUGUUGUUCUGAUAUUUUAAAAUGAGUUGUUACCUAGCUGUGAUUUUAGGAUUCACUGUGUGUCCCCUGCCCUCAAAGUAAGGGUAUGUGGACAGUGUAAGGGCGGUGGGACAUCCCAGGAGGAGCACCUGAAAAUUUCAGGCUGUCUGAGGGGCAGGUGUGAAAAAAUAAGAGAACACCAGCAGCGUGUAUUGGGACCUGCCAUAACAUGCAGGUAGAGAGUUGGGUAUGUACUCAUAGAACGGGCGUUACGUUCCAUAAAUACUAUUUCACUUGCGAUCGCCAGUAAGAAGAGAACAAACAAAAUUUCAUGCAGACCCUUACGACAACACGGAUGCAGAAAGUAUAAACUCGGUUUAAGUACACAACUGUUUGCUGAUUUAUUAACCACAUAAUCUUUAUCAGUGAAUGUUGGGGGUGUGUGCCUUUCAGCUUGUUUUGGAUUUCAUCUGCCCUCUAGUGGCCAAAACUGAUUAAUGCAGCUUUACACCUCAAACUGAUUUUCUGCUUAUGAGCAUACUGGUUACUAUUAUGAGGCUUAUUACUGCUGUUCUAAAAGUAUCUUGUCCUCUGAAACAUGGAGCCCUGAUACCUUUUCACUCUGCCUUCUGUUCAGUGAAUGUAUUUCUUUUUGUUUGUGAGCCAACCUAAAUCCUAAAACGGAACAGAGAAAUCCUCCUGAGGUUUCCACACAUGCCUGUGGAUCCAUGCAGACAUGAGAUGGUUAAAGACCAGCUGGCCACAGUGUAGGGUGUCCAGCACCUACAGGUGGCAGGUGAUCAUUUCUCAUCAGGAACAUAAACUUUAAAACAUUGCAACAACAGACGGAAGGGGCAGGCAUUUUUAAAAAACACUGUUUUUAUUGUUGUCAUUGUUGUCUAAUGUAUAAUCCUUUACAGAGCACAAAACGCUUUGCUUUUCACAUUUUGCUACAAGUUCAACAAAUUUUCCCCCGUUUGCUUUUAUCACUAUUUACAUUCUGAAAAGUAUUUAGAGAGACUCAUUCAGAUAAACCAGUCAGUGAUCGUCUGAUGCAGAGGGCGAGAAAAUACAUGUGUUGAGAUGUCUUCUUCUGUGGUGAAGUAUGUUUGUCACUAUGUAGUUUGUAGAUGCAGUUUACCAAAAGUCCUUUUCUGGCAUUUGAUUUUUGCUUCUUUUUGUAUACUUGUCCUUGUCUCACAGAUUAUUAUUAAAAAAGAGAUAACAGUG
Chelmon rostratus (copperband butterflyfish) is the source of this 4895-nucleotide messenger RNA. Its product is annotated as von Willebrand factor A domain-containing protein 7-like. Bases 129 to 2954 code for a protein of 941 amino acids. NCBI's taxonomy places the organism in Eukaryota, Metazoa, Chordata, Actinopteri, Chaetodontiformes, Chaetodontidae. The transcript is spliced from 16 exons. The record is from RefSeq and is a predicted model, not a curated record.